Molecule: messenger RNA, 1317 nt
Organism: Candidula unifasciata
Lineage: Eukaryota; Metazoa; Mollusca; Gastropoda; Stylommatophora; Geomitridae
Source: the annotation of a GenBank genome assembly
AUGGCCUGCGAUCUGCCGUGUAUGUCCUACAUGGCGCUCUAUAUUAUCUCCAUGCAUAUUGUCAACAGCAACAGUCGCAACUCUGGAUCGUCGUCGUCCCACCACUGGAAACUAAAUCUCUCAACAGGAAAGGUCCAGCCAGCCAAGGCUGAGACAGGAUCCAGUGUCAACAGUAACAAACAUAACAGCUCUGACAGCUCGGUGAAUCAUAACAAACAGGACAGUGAUAAAAACACAGACAGUUCAUUUGAGGACAACGUUUGGGAGAUUUUAACUAAUAAAGUUGUCAAAGCUGACGGCGAAUGGGUUGUGACUUCACCUGAUUCAGAUUAUUCUGAUGUGUUGGAAGUUCACGAUCAAAGUAAAGACUGUCAUUGUGAUAAAAAUGUCUAUUCUGCAAAUUUACAAUUACGCCAUUCAGAUGGAUGCAGUUACAGUGGAUGUUCUAUGAAAUCAGCACAACACAAAUCAUCAAAGGGGAAAAAACCCAAGACAAAAACAGAUAAUCAGAACAGCAAAACGUUUAAACCUUUAUCAUGUGGGGAAAAGGUCAACUCAACACAAUACGAUCAUUUAAGAGGAAUCUCAGACAGACAUCUCCUGUUACAUGUGCCUGAGCCAGACGUUGCCAUGGUGUUCCAGAGCAAUGGGAAGUCCUCAGAAGUUGACAUGACCCAGCUGGAACAGAAACUGAGGAAAGCUAAACAAGAUAUUGAAAGAACAGGCCCUGGCCAGCGAGAAAAGUCAGCACAAGUUUACAACCUCAUUGGAAAUUUCUGGAGAAUCAAAGGCAACACACAGAACUCCAUUGAAUGUUUCCGUAAAGCUCUAAACAUAUCUCCCGAAGACCCCGACAUUCUCCUGAACCUUGCAAGAGUUUUAUUUAAUUUACAGUAUUUAGACGAUGCCAUUUUCCUGGCCCAGCGUUCGCUGCACCUUCAACCAAAAGGACAGAACUCCUGGCUGCAACAUUACACACUUGGGGAAGUACUCAAAUCUCUAGGCCAGCACCAAGAAGCAGCUGCACACUUUCGUCAAGCUCUGGAGCUCAACCCCGAUUUCCAGCCAGCAAAAUCCCACCUCCGAGACCUUGACUCCAGCCCAUCGCCGUCGGUGACACAUCUCACACUGUUAAUUAUUUUAUUUUUAGUUGUCGGGGUUCUGUUCGGGGUGGUUACAUCAAUAGAAACCAAUUUCCAGGACUCAGCCGACGGAUCUAAGACCCAGCAGAGACAUUUUAAUAGAGCAAUGGCCAUGCGGUCAAUCAAGUUGGGGAUAAAUCCAAGGAUGUGCAGGCUUCGGAAAAUUAACUCAUGA